This is a messenger RNA of Bufo gargarizans (Asiatic toad), 1417 nucleotides long. Its product is annotated as attractin-like protein 1. The record is from RefSeq and is a predicted model, not a curated record. Gene Ontology annotation, cellular component: Golgi apparatus. NCBI's taxonomy places the organism in Eukaryota, Metazoa, Chordata, Amphibia, Anura, Bufonidae. Bases 25 to 489 code for a protein of 154 amino acids. The transcript has 5 exons.
GCCUUCUCCCAGCACAACACCAUCAUGGACCUGGUGCAGUUCUUUGUCACCUUCUUCAGCUGCUUCCUGUCGCUCCUCCUGGUGGCCGCCGUGGUUUGGAAGAUUAAGCAGACGUGCUGGGCGUCUCGGCGGAGAGAGCAACUUAUGCGAGAGCGGCAGCAGAUGGCGAGCCGGCCGUUCGCCUCGGUGGACGUGACGCUGGAGGUGGGAGGAGUGGAGCAGACGGAACUGCUGCGAGGCCCAGCGGAGGGUGUGCCAAAACCAAUCGCCAUUGAGCCGUGCUCCGGGAACAAAGCUGCCGUCCUGACCGUUUUUCUCUGCCUGCCGCGAGGAUUGGCCGGAGUUCCUCCACCAGGACAAUCAGGUCUCGCCAUCGCUAGCGCCCUCAUCGACAUAUCGCAGCAGAAAUCCUUGGACUGCAAAGACAAAAGCUCAUGUGUUCGGAACCGGAAGCCGCAUCCUCCGACCAGACAAGGAACUUGUGUCUGAACCUUGUCGGAGCUGGAGGGUUGUGACAAUGUAUCGUUAUUCUUUUUCUUUUUUGAAAACAUUUUUGUAACAAUUCUGAAACGGCUUCCAGCGAGCGACGAAACCCACUCAGCAAGGCGGAUCCGCCGGAAGUCCGCAGGCGACUGUGAGCUUCCCAGAGCCGUGGAGGAUGGAGAACGACUGCAUGAAAAGUCUUACGGACUGGUGAAAAAAGGAGCAGGGGCGGAGUGGCGCCAUCCAGGCGUCUGUGCAUCUACCGGAGCCGCCCCGGACAGAAUUAAAGAGACAGUGUCGCUAUUAGACAUGCGUGUAAAUACCAUGUAGAGUUUGGGGCCACGGGGCGUGGAUUCUGGGUUUGCAGCAUGUCCGUAACCAGUAAGGGAUUCGGGGCGAACACGAAAUUAUUGUAAAAGGGACACAAUCCACGCACCAAACAUAUUUAAUAUUGUAGACGACGGAGGAGGAUGACGAGGGAAUCGCCACUCGACCCGGGACGGGUUUUUUAAUAUAUUUUUUACGUUUUUUAUAUUUUCGUUUUCCUCGGGUCAGUGCAAUAAACAGCAGCGAUCAGUAAUCCGGGAGACGACCUCGGCAGGACGCCGCCUGGCACAUAGCUCCGUGUCCCAGGAAGCAGCGUGACGCAGCUUUGUGUGUGUACAGAGGGUCAUGUGACGGCACAGCUCGUGGAGCAGGUGUGCAGCCGCUGUUUGUACAUGCCCGGGUUGUGAGGGUCGUGGGCCUGUUCUGUACCCCGGGGGGCGCUCUUCUUCUCUGUGUCGGGGGUGCAUGCCGCGCUGGGGCAGUCUUCUGUUUCUUCUUUUGUAACUGCUCUGAACAUGUACAAUAUUUAAUGUAUAGGACGCAAUGUACAGUUUAUAGCAGCAGGCAGGACACGCCGCCAGAGACCGCCAAUAAAACAUCUUCCUCA